AUGGCGGCCAGCUACUGGGACUCGACACAGCGGCGGUUCUGGGAGUUCAGCAAGGAGCAGCUGGCGGCGCGGCGGCGGCAGCGGCAGGAGGAGGAACGCAGCCUGGUGCAGAUGUGUCCGCUGCCGGAGCAGCGAUACCUGAACAUGUUUUUCUUCCAGCAGCUUAACCGGCUGGGAAAGCGGACGAACGUGCGACAGCAGGCCCUAGCGACGGCACAGGUGUACCUCAAGCGGUUCUACCUGCAGGUGGAGCUGCGACGGACGAAUCCAUACCUGGUCAUGGCGACGGCGCUGUACCUCGCCUGCAAGACGGAGGAGUGUCCACAGCACAUCCGACAGGUCUCGCAGGAGGCCAAGGGUCUGUGGCCGGACGUGGGUGCGCACUGCCUCGAGAUCACGCGCAUCGGCGAGUGCGAGUUCUACCUGAUCUCCGAGCUGCGCUCGCAGCUCAUCGUCCACGCCCCCUAUCGCACCCUGCUGUCGCUGCAGGGCGAGCUGGGCCUGCAUCCGGACGAGCUGGCCCAUGCCUGGAACGUGGUGAACGACCACUACAUGACCGACCUGCCGCUGCUGUACCCGCCUCACGUCAUUGCCGUCACCGCCCUGUUGUGGGCUCUGGUGCUGCCACCGGGAGGAGGAGCCGGAGGGGGCGGUGGCGGCGCUGGAGGAGGGGGAGGUGUGGGAGGCGGUGCAGGGGCUGGAGGUGCAGGUGCGGGAGGUGUAGCGGGCGGAGGAGGCGCCGGUGGUCCAGGUGCUGCCGGCGCAGGAGCCAACGCGGGCGUUGGUGGAGCUGUUGGCGGCAACGUCGGCGGCAUGACGCCCGGUGGCGGCGGUGGCCUCCACGGACCCUCAUCUCUUCCGGCGCCGCCCCAACUGCACACGUCCUACUCGUCGCUGUCGACGCUCGGCGGACCCGGUGCCACCAAUACGCCCGGUGGCAGCAACACGCCGGGCGGCGGUAGCGGCGGCAGCAUGUUGCCGAGCACGCCCGGCAUGGGCGUCGGUACCCCGAAUAUGCCCGGCGGUGUUGCGGCCGCUCUGGUCCAGGCACAGGCUCGCGCAGCCGCCGUGGCGGCAUCCCAACAAAACGCUGCUGGUGGUGGCGGUGGCGGCGGCACGCCCAACAUGGGCAGCAGUAUGGUGGCGCUAGGUGCGCUCGGCAGCAUCAACAGCAUGGCGGCCACCAUGGGCACUAUGGCGGGCAUGGGCAUGGGCAGCAUGAACUUGGGUGGCAUGAACAUGGCCGGCAUGAACAGCAUGGUCGGUGGUGGUGGCUUGAGCAUGAACGCUGCCGGCGGGGCAGCAGCAGCAGCAGCAGCGGCGGCUGCGGCAAAUGGCAGCCAGCAGGUCGUCCAACAAGGUGGCCAACAGGUCGGCUCCGCUGCAGCUGGCGACGAUAGCAGCCCGCAGGACGGUGGAAGGGGCGCUAUGCUGCAGUGGCUCAUCAAGUGGCUGGCCGACAGCGGGCUCGACAUGGAGGCAAUCAUCGACUGCACCCAGGAGCUCAUCUCGUUCUACGUCUGCAGCGAUGAGUACAACGAGAAGCUGACGCGGGAGCAGAUCAACCGCUUCAUCAAGGUCCGAGGCCUGGAUCGGUGA
This is a messenger RNA of Grosmannia clavigera kw1407, 1599 nucleotides long. RefSeq names its product c-type cyclin. The coding region runs from base 1 to 1599 and encodes 532 amino acids. Gene Ontology annotation, biological process: positive regulation of transcription by RNA polymerase II. Gene Ontology annotation, molecular function: cyclin-dependent protein serine/threonine kinase regulator activity. NCBI's taxonomy places the organism in Eukaryota, Fungi, Ascomycota, Sordariomycetes, Ophiostomatales, Ophiostomataceae. Gene Ontology annotation, cellular component: nucleus; mediator complex. The record is from RefSeq and is a predicted model, not a curated record. The transcript is spliced from 2 exons.